Molecule: messenger RNA, 1623 nt
Organism: Apiotrichum porosum
Lineage: Eukaryota; Fungi; Basidiomycota; Tremellomycetes; Trichosporonales; Trichosporonaceae
Product: myo-inositol transporter
Exons: 6
Coding region: 1-1623 (540 amino acids)
Biological process (GO): transmembrane transport
Cellular component (GO): membrane
Molecular function (GO): myo-inositol:proton symporter activity
Source: RefSeq, a predicted model, not a curated record
AUGACCAUUACGGCUUCGACCCCACCACCGGCAGCUGAGGCGCCACAGUUUGACAGCGCGCUUGAAAAGGCGACAGUUGCGCACGUUGAGAAUGUCUACACCAAGAAUGUCGGCCAUGACGACGACGCUUUGGCAGUCGGCGAGCAGAAGGAAACUCUCAACGCCCUCACCAUUGCGCUCUCGGCCACAGCAGCCGUUUCAGGCUUUUGCUUCGGUUACGACACGGGCGUCAUCUCCGCAUCCCUCGUAUCCAUGGGAACUGACCUGGGCCAUGCGCUCACUUCGGUCGAGAAGGAGUGGAUCUCCACAGCCACCAGUGUUGGCGCGUUGAUCGGUUCUCUCGUUGCCGGCUGGCUUACCGACCGUAUCGGUCGUAAAUGGGUUCUUGCAGUCGGCGACGUGUGGUUCAUCGUGGGCGCCAUCCUCAUCUGUUCGGGUUUCAGCGUUGCCCAGGUUAUCGUCGGUCGCGUUGUCCUUGGCUUUGGUGUCGGAACUGCCGCUGCCAUCGCCCCCGUCUACAUUGCCGAGCUCGCGCCAACAAAGUACCGCGGUAUGCUGGUCACCGUUCAGGCCAUGUUCAUCACUGGCGGCCAGUUUAUCGCGUACUGCAUCGGUAUCCCGCUCACGGGCCACCACGGCUGGCGCAUCCAGUUUGCCAUCGGUAUUGUCCCCGCCUUGGCACAGGGUAUCAUGAUUCACUUUCUUCCCGAAUCGCCGCGUUACGAUGUCCUCAAGGGCCGUGUUGAGAGCGCGCACAAGACUCUCCGCAAAGUCUACCCCAAGGUCUCUGAAGACUACCUCGCCAUCAAGCUCGCUGCGCUCGAGGAAGUUGUCUCCGCUUGCCGCGAGUCGGACCUCGGCCAGGCCUCCACCCUCCAGCAGUGGAAGAUUGUCUUCAAGGAGGGUCGCUACCGCCGCCCUGCGCUCCUUGCUCUCGGUGUCGGCAUCUUCCAGCAGCUCUGUGGCUUCAACUCGCUGAUGUACUACUCUGCUACCAUGUUCAAGGAGGCUGGGUUUGACAACCCCACCGCUACAGGCCUGAUUGUCAGUGGCACCAACUGGUUCUUCAGCAUCGUCUCCAUGAUGACCAGUGACCGUGUUGGCCGCCGUCGUCUGCUCCUCAUCACCUACCCGGGAAUGAUCCUUGGCCUCGCUCUCGCUUCCGUUUCCUUCUGGAAGAUGACCCAGUCGACUGGAGGCCGUCUCAUCGACGGCGCAACCUACCCCUUGCAGUGGAGCAACAUGAUGCUGGGCAUGAUGGUCAUCUUCAUCGCAUUCUACGCGACCGGCAGUGGUAACAUCACCUGGACCGUCUCCGAGUUCUUCCCUCUCGAGCUCCGUGGUCUCGGCGCCUCGAUUCUCGCCGGUGGCGUCUGGGCCGCCAACAUUGUCAUCUCGUCGACGUUCCUGACCAUGAUGAACGCGAUUGGACCCACCGCCACCUUUGCGCUGUACGCCGGUAUCUGCGUCCUGGGCCUCAUCUUCAUCUUCUGCUGCUACCCCGAGCCUGCGGGUCUCAGCCUCGAGGAGCUCGAGGAGGUGUUCCGCAGCGGCUUCGGCGUGCGCAAGUCCAAGGAGAUCCGCCAACGGCACAAGCAGGCUCUCCAGGCUCAGAGAGAGUAG